GAUUUUGUUGGUCAGUGUGCUCUCGUCUGUCUAAAUUCUCAUUGGUCAGAUAAUCACUGCUGUUACUUUCAGAUGGAGAAACAUCAACAUCCUUCCACAAUCAGGUCAUUAUUUUUGGUGGUGGGAGGAACAGACUACCCAUGAACAUCCCCACGUUUUCACAGCUUUGUACUGGCUCAACACAAUGGAGGCUGCAAGGUCCGACUUAUUUAGAAUUUGCAAAAUGUUUGUUCUGAUUCGGCUCCAAACCAGCUGGCCCUGUGUCGAAGAAGUUGGCUGUGUGGCUGCAUUUUUUUGGACGGCCCAAAUGUCGAGUGUAAACUUUGCAGGCAGCAGUUUUUAUAUCACAAUUCAACAACCAGCAUGGCAGAUCAUCUAAAAACGGUUAAAGCACAGCUGUCCGAAAACUGCAAUGUCAUCAAAAAUGCACAGCUCCAGUAGCAUCGCUCAGGCCCGGAGGACGGUGCAGCAGCUGAGGAUAGAGGCGAGCAUCGAGAGGAUAAAGGUGUCCAAGGCUUCGUCAGACCUGAUGCGCUACUGUGGAGAGCACGCCAAGAAUGACCCGCUGCUCAUGGGCAUCCCGGCUUCAGAAAACCCUUUCAAGGACAAGAAACCUUGCACCGUUUUGUAGAGGAACACCUGAACUCUUGCUGCUUUUGAUUUUGAUUCUGAUGUUGUAAAAACGCUGAUAGUAAUGCUGUUCACAACUUGCCUUAAGGCCAGUACACCCGUUAAGUUUUUCACACGCCUGCUGCAGUUUGACAAAGAACGCAGUCCUCCUCUGUCUCCCCGUCAGAUAGCAGCGACACAAAAGAACAGGCAGAAAUCUGAAGCUGAGGCCUCGGAUCAAAGCUUUAGCUCAAACAAAGAUGACUAAAAUUUUGCACGAGGGCUCGGUGGCGACUUUUGUUUCUCUGCACUGUAAUCUGACAAGAUCCAGAACCCCACAGAGGUCGGCCUGAAAGACGCUGUGCCAUGAAUGGGAGAGAUGAUGACUCUGUAAUUAUCACAGCAUGCGUAAACAUGCUGCCUCAAUCAUCAGUCCAAUCAGAUUUAGGCUUUCACCUCUUACUUUCAUCAGGCUUGCUUGAGGAAAUGGUUGAUGUAGUUUGUGUCCUACUGAUAAUGAGCACCGAGAUAAUGACAUCCUGUCAUUCCGCGGGUAAACUGUGCCGUCCAUCACAGGAGGACAGAUGGGGAGAGUGGAGGUUCAUCACCACUGAUGCACAGCUCCUGCUUUGUACCGUCGCCAGCAGCAAGAAGUACUAGUUUUUAGAAGUGAUCGUUAAACUGUUUCUCACUUUCUCUUUGCACAGGCAGCGCAAACACAUGGGUUCAGAUUGUCCUGACAUAUCCAGCUGAACUUUUCCAGAGACAAACAGUUCAGUUCAAAUAGUGACCAGGUUUUCUUCUUUUCAGAUAUGAAGACACGGUGAUGAGAUUUGGGGAUGAUUAGAUUUUUUUUUUUUACCUUUUGUAACUUUCCUUCUGAGGUAGCUUCACUCAAGCAAUGUAGCAACUUCAAUUGAAUUCCGUGCAAAUCUUUUAAAUAUUAUAAAUGUGUCAUCUGCAA
Messenger RNA from Stegastes partitus (bicolor damselfish), 1573 nucleotides. RefSeq names its product guanine nucleotide binding protein (G protein), gamma 12b (gene gng12b). Gene Ontology annotation, molecular function: G-protein beta-subunit binding. NCBI's taxonomy places the organism in Eukaryota, Metazoa, Chordata, Actinopteri, Pomacentridae. The record is from RefSeq and is a predicted model, not a curated record. The transcript has 3 exons. The coding region runs from base 413 to 631 and encodes 72 amino acids. Gene Ontology annotation, biological process: G protein-coupled receptor signaling pathway. Gene Ontology annotation, cellular component: heterotrimeric G-protein complex.